AUGUGUGUUAUGAGCGUUACCAGCAUCCUUCUGAUGAUAGCUGUAGAUGAGCUCACUUUUAGUCAAUCCGAAGAAUUGAAUACCACUGCAAGCCGGGUUAUCAAACUUGUUAUAAGCAUUUUAACUGGCAUCGUUCUCAUUCUUGUUCUUUAUUUCAUCAACAAUUCGAUUGAAGACUGGCGUGUUAGACUAACACAUAGUCGAGCGUUCAUAAUUACACUUGAGCUGACCAUCUGUGCAGUUCAUCCAAUGCCACGAUUGUAUUCAACGGACAGUGGACUAGCUGAUGUACUAGCAUACUUGUUUGCUAAAUUACUGUUCAUUCGUUUGUACUUCCUGUGCCAAGGUCUGAUGUAUUAUUCCAUUUAA
Messenger RNA from Adineta ricciae, 369 nucleotides. NCBI's taxonomy places the organism in Eukaryota, Metazoa, Rotifera, Eurotatoria, Adinetida, Adinetidae. The record is from the annotation of a GenBank genome assembly.